Molecule: messenger RNA, 858 nt
Organism: Jatropha curcas
Lineage: Eukaryota; Viridiplantae; Streptophyta; Magnoliopsida; Malpighiales; Euphorbiaceae
Product: ferric reduction oxidase 7, chloroplastic
Cellular component (GO): plasma membrane
Molecular function (GO): ferric-chelate reductase activity
Source: RefSeq, a predicted model, not a curated record
AUGGUGAUCUUCGGUAAAUGGAUAAACACUCAUCAGCUUCUUCUUUCAAAUGGAAAUCUCCAAAUGACAGAUUAUGUUAGUAAAAAAGCUGCCGUUUUCUCUUUAAUACUCAAAUGGAUUCUUAAGAUUGCAAUGUUGGCAGCUUUCAUUGCUUGGCUUACUGUUGUUUUCAUGUAUCCGAUAGAGUCACUUCAAACAUGGUUUAAAAAUUGGACUCAAGCCUCUGCUGAUUCUUUUCUUGGCUUUACAGGAGGUGUAUUUCUGAUAUUCAACGGGCCACUUAUCAUUAUUGCAUUACUUUCUAUACCAUACCUUACCCUUUGCUCCAGGGAAGAGGAGCUCCAAAAGAAAGGGGGAGCAAAAAGAAGAGGUCACGGACUGGGGACAUUCCCAAUUGUUGUGGAUGGACCUUUUGGUGUAGUUUCUGCGGCAGAGUUUAUACCUUUUGGUGUAGUUUCUGCGGCAGAGUUUAUUGGGAUUCUAGUCUUUCUCGGAUAUAUCGCGUGGGUUGCUUGCAUUUACGCUGUGCAGAAGAUCAGUGUCAUUUUUACGAAUCCUGAGUAUACUAUUGGAGACAAAUGGUCAUGGACGUUUCGAAUGUCGGCACGUGGAUUUGGAUUGGCAGGGAUAUUCUGCUUGUCAUCAUUUCUGUUUAUUCCGGUGGCGAGAAGCUCGCUUCUCCUCUGCCUUGUAAAUAUCCCAACGGAGCAUGCCAUUAGAUACCACAUAUGGCUUGGCCAUCUCUGUAUGCUUCUCUUUACUUUCCAUGGUCUCUUUUACGUAAUUGGAUGGUUCGUGUCUGGAAAAAUUCCCUCUGCACUAAUAGCAUGGGAUGCUACAGAUGGAGCAAAACAUUAG